This is a messenger RNA of Morchella importuna, 834 nucleotides long. RefSeq lists its product as uncharacterized. Gene Ontology annotation, molecular function: oxidoreductase activity, acting on NAD(P)H, oxygen as acceptor. The coding region runs from base 1 to 834 and encodes 277 amino acids. The record is from RefSeq and is a predicted model, not a curated record. NCBI's taxonomy places the organism in Eukaryota, Fungi, Ascomycota, Pezizomycetes, Pezizales, Morchellaceae. Gene Ontology annotation, cellular component: intracellular anatomical structure. The transcript has 3 exons.
AUGCCUCACCCAGUGUUCGCCGCAUCAAACAUCGCCGUCAUCACCGGCGCCGCGUCCGGUAUUGGACUGGCGAUUGCGCGCCUGUGUGCGGCGCAUAACCUCAAGAUGGUGCUGACGGACGUCAAUGGCCCGCUGCUGCAGGAGGCGGCGGGGACCCUUGAGGCGCCGAAGGAGAAUGUAGAGACUGUCACGAUGGAUGUGGGCGAUCGGGGCGCGUGGGCGAGUGUCAAGGAGAAGGUCAACCAGAAGUUUGGAGGAAAGGUGGACUUUUUGGUGCUGAAUGCGGGGGUGGGGCCGAAGACGGACUGGGAGGAUGUGGAAAGUUUUAAGAAGCUGUAUAACACCAAUAUCUUCGGUGUCUUGAACGGAAUUGCGGAGUUCCUCCCAACACUCAAGAAGAACUCGACCCCGAGCUCAAUCGUCAUCCUCGGCAGCAAGCAAGGAAUCACCAACCCCCCCUCCAACCCAGGCUACAACUCGUCCAAGUCGGCCGUCAAGACACUCACCGAGCACCUCUCCUUCGACCUCAAGGAGACUCCCAUCUCCGUGCACCUCCUCGUCCCCGGCUGGACGUUCACCGGCAUGACCGGCGCCGGCAAGGCCGACAAGCCUGCAGGCGCCUGGACAGCCGACCAGGUCGCUGAGCGCCUGGCGAUAAAGAUGGAGAAGGGCGAGUUCUAUGUGGUCUGCCCGGAUAAUGACGUCACGGAGGAGAUGGACAGGAAGAGGAUUGCGUGGGCGGUGGGGGAUGUCAUUGAGGGGAGGCCGGCGCUGAGUAGGUGGAGGGGAGGCGAGUGGGGGGAGAAGCAUAAGGCCUUCAUGGAGGGGAAUUAG